This is a messenger RNA of Lindgomyces ingoldianus, 1645 nucleotides long. RefSeq names its product translation elongation factor Tu. Gene Ontology annotation, cellular component: mitochondrion. NCBI's taxonomy places the organism in Eukaryota, Fungi, Ascomycota, Dothideomycetes, Pleosporales, Lindgomycetaceae. The coding region runs from base 73 to 1407 and encodes 444 amino acids. The record is from RefSeq and is a predicted model, not a curated record. Gene Ontology annotation, biological process: mitochondrial translational elongation. Gene Ontology annotation, molecular function: GTP binding; translation elongation factor activity; GTPase activity. The transcript is spliced from 4 exons.
ACCAUCGCGACAAACCUCACCAUCCCAAUUACUUUUCGUUUCGUUUUACCCCGUUCCUCUUUAGGUUGGAAAAUGGCAACCUUCUCUCGAGUCUUUUGGCAGACCAGCCGAACCGUGCUUCGAUACCAAAAAUCUGUCAACCCGGUCCAGCAAGCUCUCGGAGUUCAGGGCUCAAGCAGAUAUGUCAACAGUGUGAGAAGCUACGCUGCUGUCUACCAGCGCGACAAGCCCCACGUUAAUAUCGGAACAAUCGGGCACGUCGAUCACGGAAAGACUACGCUCACCGCAGCCAUCACCAAACGACAAGCAGAGAAAGGGCUUGCAAACUUCCUCGACUAUGGCUCAAUCGAUAAAGCUCCCGAAGAGCGAAAGCGUGGGAUUACCAUUGCGACGGCACACAUCGAAUACGCCACCGGUGCCCGCCACUACUCUCACGUCGACUGUCCCGGUCACGCUGAUUAUAUUAAGAACAUGAUUACGGGAACCGCAAACAUGGAUGGUGCUAUUAUUGUUGUGGCUGCGUCCGAUGGUCAAAUGCCCCAGACUCGCGAACAUUUGCUCCUCGCCCGACAGGUCGGCGUACAGAAAAUCGUCGUAUUCGUCAACAAGGUCGAUGCAAUCGAGGACAAGGAAAUGCUGGAGCUUGUGGAGAUGGAGAUGAGGGAGCUCUUGUCUACCUACGGUUUUGAGGGCGACGAGACUCCCAUCAUCAUGGGUUCAGCUCUUUGCGCCCUUGAGGGCCGGCAGCCAGACAUCGGCGAAAAGAAGAUUGAUGAGCUCCUAGAAGCGGUGGACACCUGGAUCCCAACUCCAAAGCGUGAGACCGAGAAGCCCUUCCUCAUGGCCGUCGAGGAUGUAUUCUCCAUUGCCGGGCGUGGUACAGUGUGCUCCGGGCGUGUCGAGCGUGGUGUUCUGAAGAAGGAUUCUGAAGUCGAGCUUGUUGGCAAGGGCGUCGCGCCUAUCAAGACCAAAGUCACUGACAUUGAGACAUUCAAGAAGUCUUGCGACGAAUCAAGAGCAGGAGACAACUCCGGUCUGCUUCUCCGUGGUGUCAAGCGUGAGGAUGUCAAGCGUGGUAUGGUUGUCGCGAUUCCCGGAUCCGUUAAGGCCAGCAAGAAGUUCAUGGUCUCGAUGUAUGUCCUUACCAAGGAGGAGGGCGGCCGUCACACCGGAUUUGCCGAGAACUACCGACCGCAGAUGUUCAUCCGAACCGCCGAUGAGUCUACCAGCCUUUCAUGGCCUGAAGGCACCGAGAAUCCGCAUGAGAAGAUGGUAAUGCCGGGUGACAAUGUGGAAAUGGUAUGCGAGCUCCACGCCCCUCACGUUGUCGAGGCUGGUCAACGAUUCAAUAUGCGUGAGGGUGGUCGCACCGUCGCUACCGGUCUUGUGACCCAGAUCCUGGAGUAAACGAGCUCGACUUUACUUUGAAAUGAUUACUCAUUGAAACAGUUGUGUUUAGUGCCGAACUAUCUCCCUCCAUUAUGUGUAAGAUUUGCCGACAAGUUCUUGUACACUAUCUAGCGCUGAGCUAUAUCCCCUCUCCGCUUUCACCCUUGUCUUUCAAACUGUAUAUUACCAAUCUAGAUAUUGAACAGGCAUGGGAGGCGUUGAGAGUCUUACUGGGGUGGGGUGGUAGGAAAGAAAU